This is a messenger RNA of Uncinocarpus reesii 1704, 825 nucleotides long. RefSeq lists its product as uncharacterized. The coding region runs from base 1 to 825 and encodes 274 amino acids. The transcript is spliced from 3 exons. Lineage: Eukaryota; Fungi; Ascomycota; Eurotiomycetes; Onygenales; Onygenaceae. The record is from RefSeq and is a predicted model, not a curated record.
AUGCAGCUCAAGACCUCAAUUGUCCUUGUUGCUGCCCUAGCAGCCGUGGGAGAAGCAAGCCCAUUCCGCUUCCCUCUCCGUCGCAAUGCUGAGGAGUCCAAAUCCGACGUCAAAUACGUGACUGUGCACCCUGUUCCCUUGUUCCCUCCUGGAACUGGAGCUCCAACUGCAGUUCCAACUGCGACUCCAACUGACCCUGAUACCACUCCUGCUCCCACCACCGACAUUCCAGUCCCCACAUUUCCAGGUACCGGUGCUCCCAAUCCACAGCCUUCGCAAACCCGACCUGUGUCCAUGGAGACUCUCACUGUUACAUACACACUGGGCGGUGGACCCUCGAAGACUGUGGUGACCAGGACUGUCACCCGCCCUUGCCCUGAAACUCCCCAGGCAACUGCUCCAGAAGGGGGCAACGGUGGUGGCGAGCCCACCACCUCCGCUACAACAACCAUCUCGACCACUUCAACCACCACAAAAACGGUUACUCUGUAUCCCACCGAUAAUGCACCUGGUGGUGAACAGGGCAACGGCGGUAAUGGCGGCAACGGCGGAGCUACUUGCGUGCCAGUUACCGUCACAGUCAAGGAGACUGUUACUGCUAAAGAAACCGUCACUGUUACCGCCCCUUCAGAACCCCAGCCCACUGACGGUGAGGAACCUGAAUUGCCCAACCUCCCACCACUUCCGACCUUGAACGAACCGCCAGUGAUCACCACGAUCCCAACUAUUCCAAGCCCCCCUUACCAAAACGGAACCAUCCCAUCCACCACCGUUUUGCCUGGCACCGGCUCCGUGACCAGGACACCCCUGCCAACUGGCUACUAA